Molecule: messenger RNA, 1591 nt
Organism: Amaranthus tricolor (Joseph's coat)
Lineage: Eukaryota; Viridiplantae; Streptophyta; Magnoliopsida; Caryophyllales; Amaranthaceae
Product: F-box/LRR-repeat protein At3g58900-like
Exons: 4
Coding region: 1-999 (332 amino acids)
Molecular function (GO): protein binding
Source: RefSeq, a predicted model, not a curated record
AUGGAAGCUUGUAAGAUUUACAAGCAUUUGACUUGUGGCACUCCAAGAAAUGAAUUGCUUAAUUUGUGUGGGAAUCUCAUUGUGCUAAAUCAAGGGCUUUUUGUGUUUAUAUAUUGUGGAGUUAAAAACGUUUUAAUUAAUCAUGUAAGCGGAACGAUAGUAGUGCGAGAUCGGAUUAGCGCUUUGCCAGAUCAUAUCCUCUCACACAUUCUUCAAUUCUUGUCACAGAAGGAAGCAACAGCUACUAGCAUCUUAUCUAAGAGAUGGAAAAAAUUAUGGUUAUUAUACCCUUAUAUGGAUUUUGAUAAUAGAUGUUCAAAAAAUUAUAUUGUGAAAGCAUUUAUUCAGAGAAUCGAUAAAACUUUGGGUCAAUUUAACGCUCCAAAAUUGCAUGUAUUCAAGGUUUUCAGCAAGAGGCCGAGGGGUUUUAAGUCUCACAUAACAAAUUGGAUUUCCUUGGCAAUUAAGAAUGGUGUUUCUGAACUUGUAUUACAAUUGGGUAAUAUUGAUCGUACUGGUAGCAUAUGGAACUAUUAUGUUUCUUCUUAUAUAUUUGGUGAAGAUAUAAAACAUUGCACUUUAUCGCUUGCCAACUCUCCAGAUUUUGCAAAGCACUUUGAGUUUCGAAGAGUUUUAUGCCUAAGAUGUGUAAAUCUUUGUAAUGGAGUUUUUAACAAAAUUUUGUCAAGAUGUUCUUUUCUUGAAAAGUUUCUGUUGAUGAAUGAUGUUCGGCUAGUUUAUGCAAAGAAUAAAGCUCCUCACUUGAAUUUGAAGAGGCUGGAGCUAUACAACUGUGUGAACCUUAAAAAAUUGGAUCUUUUGGCUCCAAAUCUUACCACUUUCAGAUAUCAAGGAAGCGAGUGCAUCUUUUGUAUCCUGAAUGCUCAUAAGCUUGUUUCUCUAGAUCUGAUGCCCAAUAUUUUUCUAGAACGAAACUCGAAUGCAUCCUUUCCAAAGAAAAGUUCUUCUCUUAUCUCCCAAAGCUGGAAUCUUUGCUAGUGACAGUGGAGAGCUUUGAGGUAAGCAAAUGCAUAAUGAGAUUGCGUUCUGACUUUUUUACUACCUCCGUCCCAAAGAUAUGUUCCAAGUUUUUGUCUCUUAUCGUUGGAUGGCUCUGUGCAGGAAAUGACUGAUCUUACAGAAUUGAGUUUACUCAGUAAUCUGAAAAAGCUGACGAUGUUUGUAGACCAACCAUCUUCUCUACGACGAGCCUACCAAGUAGUUACAUCCAUUAUUAGAGAAGCUCCAUACUUGGAGUUUAUUGAGCUAAUGGUAAGUACUUUUGCAUUUCAUCAAACAUAUUUCCAAACAUAUUGGGAAAAUAUGAAGUUUAUUGUUUACUAAGAGUGGUUAAAAUCUUAUUUGUUGGCAAUUUCUUUGAUCACUUUACAUAAGAAUUAAUAGUAUUUUAUUUUCUCGUGUUUGUUCAUAGGAUCAAAGUAUUCAGUGAGUGUUAUGAAGGGAUGAGCAUUUCAGGGUUUGGUUCGGGUCUGGACCUCCUACUAUUACCCGGACUAUAAGUUUACUCUUUCCAUAAGAGAAUAAGCUCUCUGAAAACUAACAUCUUUGUAAUGCUUGUGGUUAAAAUCUA